Molecule: messenger RNA, 2593 nt
Organism: Diorhabda carinulata
Lineage: Eukaryota; Metazoa; Arthropoda; Insecta; Coleoptera; Chrysomelidae
Gene: Rrp1
Product: DNA-(apurinic or apyrimidinic site) endonuclease
Exons: 6
Coding region: 25-1635 (536 amino acids)
Biological process (GO): base-excision repair
Cellular component (GO): nucleus
Molecular function (GO): DNA-(apurinic or apyrimidinic site) endonuclease activity; double-stranded DNA 3'-5' DNA exonuclease activity; endonuclease activity
Source: RefSeq, a predicted model, not a curated record
UGUCAUUUUUCCCGGUAAAACCAUAUGAUUCUUGGAAGCUUAGGAAGAUCUGUUAACGUAUUUUCGGUAUAUCUGAAGUGUUUUCGAUUUAUUCGAUCUUCGAAAGUUUUAUAUAAAAAUAGUCAUAUCAGCUCAAUAAUGCCUCCAAAAAGGAAAGCUGCUAAAGUUGAAGUAGAAAUUGAAUCCGUUGCCGAACAGGAACCCGUAAAAUCUAAACGAGGGAAAAAAGCUAAAGAGGUUGUUGAAGCAAAUGGGGUAGAUAAUGAAAUAACUGAAGAAGGUCCAAAAAGGAGUACAAGAGUGAAGAAAACUGUUGCGAAUUACACAGAAGAGAAAGAGGUUAAGGAACCCAAACCGGAUAAACCGAAACGAGUGGUUAAGAAAAAGGCAGCCAAAGAGGAAGCUGAUCCGAAAAAAGAAGAGGAACCAAUAGAAGAACCUUCGAAUGAAGAUUCAUCUGAACUUCCAGAAGACACGAAACCCGCCAAGAAGACGAAAAAAACCUCUGGUAAGGAGAAAGCCACCAAGAAAACGAAAAAGGCAGUGGGAGAACCGGCGGAACCGAAAACGAGUAAAAGAACUAAAAAAGCUCCAGUAGAAGUGGAAGCCGAGGAGAAUAACGAGGAGGAAGAAAAAGUAUCUGAAAAGAAGACGAAGAGGGGAGGGAAAACUAAAAAAACGCAGGAAAAGAGCGAAAACGGAAACGUAGAGAAAAAACCGAAAGUUUUGCAAAAUAAAACUACGACCGAUUGGAAAUCGAUCGAUUUUGGUUGUUCCAAAAAAAAUUCUUACGAAGUACCCCACAAUCUCAUAGUGAGUACAUGGAAUAUAGGAGGACUCAAAAGUUGGGUUAAUAAGGGAUGUCAGGAAUAUUUGACCCACGAAAGUCCGGAUAUAUUUUGUGUUCAGGAAACGAAAUGUAGCGAAGCAAAGCUACCGGACGAAAUAAAAAAUUUGAAUCUCUACAAACAAUAUUGGUGCGGUAGUAAAAAGGAAGGUUACGCGGGGGUCGGUAUUUUCACAAUAACCGAACCGAAAAACGUAACGUACGGUAUCGGCGACGAAACCCAAGACGAAGACGCCCGAUGUAUCACGGCCGAAUACGACAAUUUUUAUUUAGUUAACGUAUACGUACCGAAUUCCGGUCGCAAAUUGGUGACGUUACCGAAACGAUUGGAAUGGAACGAUCUGUUUGUCGAUUAUAUAAAAAAAUUGGACGAAAAGAAACCGGUGAUCAUUUGCGGCGACAUGAACGUAUCUCACAAAGAAAUAGAUUUGGCCAGACCGCAAAAUAAUACGAAAAACGCCGGUUUCACACCCGAGGAACGGAAGGGUAUGACGGAAUUUUUGAAAGAGGGCUUCGUCGACGUCUACAGACACUUCUAUCCCGACGAGAAGGACGUUUAUUCCUUUUGGACGUACAUGGCGAACGCCAGGUCGAAAAAUAUCGGAUGGUUAGUUUAUUUCGUCAUCCGAAAAAAAUUCUCAAGUUUAUCGAUUUUUUUUUGUUUUCGCAGGAGAUUGGAUUAUUUCGUCGUUUCCGAAAGGUUGAUCAAAGGAGUUUGCGAUAUUAAAUAUAGAACGGAAGUUUUGGGAUCGGAUCAUUGUCCUGUAACGCUUUUUAUAAACGUCUGAUUCGUUUUUGCUUCUAAAUUUGACCAUAGAUUUUAUCUAAUACUAAUUUGUUUUCGUCUAUUCCGUUUUUUUUUUGUAUAUAUCUUCAUCCUUUCCUUGCAGGUUUUCUAAAAAUUUUUAUCGCCUCGUUCGUUUUGUUGUUCCAUUUCACUUUCAUUUUCUUUAGUUGCGUAUUUUUUUUUCAUAUUUUUCAACAGUUUUUUCAUCGACAUCAAUUCCAAAUAUAUUGUCCUUCAAUUCACUUUCUUCCAUUCCCUUUUGAUUUUCUUCAUCCUAAAUCGAAUUAUCUACACGAUUUGAAUCUUUUUCCUCUUCUGCUUUGUCUUUAUCUCAUUUUGUCCGACGAUAUAUGUUUCUUCGACAUCAGUUCCAAAUAUAUUGUCCUUCAAUUUCUUUGUCUCUUUUUCUAUUUAUUUCAUAUAAAUUCCAAAUAUAUUGUCCUUCAAUUCAUUUUCUUCGAUUUCCUUUUGGUCCCUUCUUUAUCUUCAAUCCUAUUUUUCCCUGCAAUUUUCCAUUGAUUUUUGAAAUUCUGUUGGUGGGUUACAACCAAUAAUUGUCUCUUUUCACAUUUCCACGAUUUCUUUGAUGUAAAUUUCAAAUUUAUUGUCUUUCAAUUCAUUUCCUUUCUAAUUUUUCCAUCCUAACCCAAAUUAUAUUUCCUGUUUUGCUUCGUUUUCAAUUCUUCAUCAAGCAUUGUUUUUACUUCCAUAUUUUCUUCAAUUUUAUAAGAAAUUUUUUGCAAGCAUUGAUUCCAUCGGAAAACUCCUUCAUUUCUUCCUAUGAUCCAACCAAAUCUGUACCUAAUUUUUUUAUUAAUUGAAUAAAGUUUUUUCCUCGUAUUUAAAUCUGUAAUUUUCACAACUAAACGUUUUAUUAAAAGACUCGUUGAUACAAAACAACAACGUAUUACAAUUUUUUUUAUUUUGUACAUUUUUCACAAUAAAUAUACUUACAUCAA